GGCUUGUUUUCCCUGGGGAGCGCGUCCUCAUUUGCGUGUUUCCUGCUCUGCUCGGGCUCAAGCGCGUCCACAUUUCCCUAGCGUCCUCGGCUCCAGCCCUCGUUUGACUGUCAAACCAGGCGGUGAGGCUCCUUUCCUCCGCCCUUGCGCAUCUCGCAUCCAGUCGCUACCAGGGAGGAGCGCAGGGGAGUGCCCUGCGCCGCAGACAGCCGACACACAGCCUCCUCAUCAUCCUCUUCCUCCUGCACUCGAGCCGGACUCCACUGACGAGGAAACGCCACCGACCGGUUAUUCUUGCCGUUAAAGCCCAGUCGGCUUCUUCCAUUACUCGCCUGCACAGAAACUCGACCGGCGCUACUGCCCGGUAGGCCCGACGCAGUAGCGCCAUGGAGGAGUUGGACCUCCCACAGAUGAAGAAAGAAGUGGAAACACUUCAGCAGCAGCUGGCGAUUAACAGAGAGAAAGCCUCCGUCACUGUUACUGAGCUGGUGAAGUGGAUCGAGGGCUGCGUUUGUGAGGAUCCGUUCCUGAACCCUGAGCUGAUGCGAGCCAACCCCUGGGUGGAGAAGGGAAAGUGUGUGAUCCUCUAAUAACGGAUGCAUAUAAA
This is a messenger RNA of Monopterus albus (swamp eel), 607 nucleotides long. Its product is annotated as guanine nucleotide-binding protein G(I)/G(S)/G(O) subunit gamma-13-like. The transcript has 3 exons. The record is from RefSeq and is a predicted model, not a curated record. Gene Ontology annotation, biological process: phospholipase C-activating G protein-coupled receptor signaling pathway; sensory perception of taste. Lineage: Eukaryota; Metazoa; Chordata; Actinopteri; Synbranchiformes; Synbranchidae. Gene Ontology annotation, molecular function: G-protein beta-subunit binding. Bases 387 to 590 code for a protein of 67 amino acids. Gene Ontology annotation, cellular component: heterotrimeric G-protein complex.